Messenger RNA from Patella vulgata (common limpet), 2127 nucleotides. Its product is annotated as selenoprotein P-like. The transcript is spliced from 4 exons. Gene Ontology annotation, cellular component: extracellular region. The record is from RefSeq and is a predicted model, not a curated record. Gene Ontology annotation, biological process: selenium compound metabolic process. Gene Ontology annotation, molecular function: selenium binding. NCBI's taxonomy places the organism in Eukaryota, Metazoa, Mollusca, Gastropoda, Patellidae.
AUGCCACUAGAGAUCCUGAAGGAGACAAGGUGCCUACGGGCUUUUCUGGCCUGUAUAGUGCUCUUUAGUCUCACCAAAUGCACUGGGGGAGGACCAAUUCAGCUCUGUCACAGACCAACUCCUUGGACUAUCAAUGGAAUCAACCCCAUGAAUAGAGCAUUUGGUAGGGUGACUUUAGUUGCACUGUUACAGGCCAGUUGACCCUUUUGUCGUGUGCAAGCUGCAAGCUUGCAAGUCUUAAAAGAUGUUUUAGCUGCAGAAGGUAAAUCAGAUAUAAAUUUCUUAAUAAUAAAUGGAAAGGAAUCAAAAGACAUAGCCCACCUUUUCCCUCGUGUGAGCAUACCAAUAUACCAGGAUACUGAGGAAAAAAAUAUAUGGAAGAAUGUGUAUGGUGGAAGAAAGGAUGACUUCAUAAUCUUUGACAGGUGUGGACGACGAGUGUAUCAUAUUCCCCUUCCAUACACCGAUCUGCGACUUAGGCAUACCAGGAAUGCUAUUAAUACAGUUUAUUUAAGAACGCAAAUUUGUGGAAGCUGUCCACAAAGCACGGAUAUAUCAGAUUUAAUGAUGGGUGACGCACCAGCUGUAAUUGACACAUUUCUAACAAGGCCACAUUUACCAUGUCCACCUGAUGAUGAGGAUUUAUGUAACCUGUUAAUGGAGCAUCAUCAAAAUAGAAGAACACGCCACCGUCGCAAUCGAAACCAACGCCGUCGACACCGUCAUCGUCGUCGCCAAAUAUGUUCCUGAAGAAAUUUAUUUGAAGGACUUAUAGAAAAUCCGACCCAUAACUGUAAAUGUCCCAUUAAAUUAGACGAUAUGUACCGACAAUGUGUAUGCCAGAACCCAGUAGUAAAUGAAAAUACCAUGGAAACUGUAUGGCAAUGUACUUGUAAACGUCCACCACGAUUUGUUAAAAACACUUGUCAAUGUAAGUCAUGAUCAAAUAAUUCCCGACGACCGACCAAUAACAUAAAACCCUGACGACAAACAUCACCUUGACAGUGUCAGUCCAGGUUUGUCAGCGAGAAAACCUGACAAUGUCCCGUUGCCCUUCGUCGGCGAUUUUGCCAGUGCGAUUCCUCUGGGGAUUGCCAAUGUCGGUUCCACUCAGACAUGUGCUCCUGACCUGACCAAGAUUCGCCUGUAGAGACUUCUCGGCGGUGACAAUGACAGGGUCAGAACGCUUGCUGACAGUGACACAACUCGGAAACGGGCCGAGUUUGACAAUGACAUCAGGACGGUAUGCAAACCCCUUGACAGUGACCUGAAAACGGUAUGUGACUGUGUCAGUCGGAAACUUGACAGUGACAAAGAGCAUCUGAAUUACCUUCCUGUAGAACUUAAGACAUCUUUUAAAAACCAAAUCUCUGGUGGCUCUACUUUAUAAAUAUAUAUUGGCAUUAAUAAUUCUCAUUCUUAUAAAAUAACAUAUUAUAUUAAUUAUAGUUAUACAUGUAAUUACAUUUUGGUCAGCAUCAAUUAGUGCUAUUAUUUUGUGAUAUAGUUUGACUUUUGCUUGUAUAUGUGGCCCAGAUUCUGGAAAAAUCUUAGGACACAUCUUCGAAAUGACAAUUUUAAUGUUUAUGAUAACCAGGUUAAAUUUAAGUAUGGUGUCUUGAUUUAAGUAUGGUGUUGAAAAAUCGUGAAAUAAAUUAGUUUUGUUUAUAUAGGAUGUCACAAAACAUUUAAAUAUGAGUUUGUGCAAAACUACUUUAAAAAGUAAAUUUUAAUUCAGUCUAUUGUCUUAAGAUUUUUCUAGAAUUCGGGUCCAAGAUUUCACUGUUUUAUUAGUUCCAUUUUUUUUGCACAAGGCGUUGUCAAGUAUUGCCCCCAGAGAUUUGAAGUCCUCUUGGUUUAUAUGUUAUAAUGAAGGUUAACAGAUAAAGAUGAGCAAUAUUCUGAGAACCAGAUGCUAAUAAAUAAAUGUUUGAGGAAAUGUUUUUUGUUUGUAUAUUAUUGAAUUACAUGUUAUUUGAAAACAAUUAAUAUUUUGUUAUUGUCCUAGUAUUAUGUUAUGUUUCAAUAGAAUGUUAUCUUACCAUAUAGAUAGUAGUCGUAUGUUUUAAUACCAAGUAAUUGUUUUGUAGAUCUGUCGUAUAAAUAUAUUUGUUUAAAUGAAAACAA